Messenger RNA from Anoplopoma fimbria (sablefish), 9529 nucleotides. RefSeq names its product microtubule-associated protein 4. Gene Ontology annotation, biological process: microtubule cytoskeleton organization; neuron projection development. Gene Ontology annotation, molecular function: microtubule binding. Bases 91 to 4494 code for a protein of 1467 amino acids. Lineage: Eukaryota; Metazoa; Chordata; Actinopteri; Perciformes; Anoplopomatidae. The transcript is spliced from 17 exons. The record is from RefSeq and is a predicted model, not a curated record. Gene Ontology annotation, cellular component: neuron projection.
GAUCACACUCGAGUGGGCGGAUCGUAGCGGUGACAGCGACGCUCACAGACUCUCCACAAACUGUCAAAAAAAGAGCAGACAACUAACGCCAUGGCGGAGUUAGACCUGAGUCUGAGCGACGCGCUGACGGACAGCGUUCCCCAGCCGGGCCCGGAGAGCCUGGUGGAGAGGGACUUCAUGGCCCAGCUGGAGGCGGAAGCUUUCGACGACAAGGUCGGGGAGACGGUGGGGAAGACGGACUACAUCCCCCUGCUGGACAACGACGACACCAGGGCAGACACGGGUGCGACUCUGGAGAAUGGAGAGCAGGAAGCUCACGGGGUGCAAAAGCCUGGUUGUAAACUGACCACUGGGGGGCCGGCGUCAGCGUUGCGCCCGGAGCCACAGGGAGAGGUGCGGCCACGCUCGACCGACCAGCAGCAGGCCUUGGCUACAGACUUCCUAUCAGCCUCCAUGGCGGGUUAUUCAGAUCCUGCCGGCUCUCAGACCAGCCCUGCCCAAAUGAUGGAUACUGGCCGGAUGGGAGCUUUUCCAGCUUUCUCCCAGCCCGGAGGGAUGGAUGGCAACGUGGAGGUGGGUGCUGGACCCCUCUCAGCAGAGAUGAUCCAGAGUUUAGCAGAACCCCAGCAUGCCACACCAGCAGCGGGUUCAGAAGCCCCUACAGAGCACAGCCCCAUGCUGCCUGAACCCCAGACUCCUCGCAGCCCUCUGGAUCUGUCAGCAGGUGCCUUGGGUGACAGCUGGCCAGACGAGGCUGGCUGCCUACCCACAGACCUCCCUUUCAGCCCCAGCGUUUCCACGGUGAUCAGUCGCCACGCAGGCCAUCUCGCAGUCAGCCCUGACGACCCACCCGACAGUUGGCCUAGCCGGGAGAGCACCGCCUACGCUGGGGGCGACGAAAGGGAGGCAGAAGGUUCAGACCGAAAACAGAAAAAGAAGAAGAAAAGGCGACAGAAAGAUGAGGGAUCUUAUGAGCACAUCGAGAGCAGGGAUCACCCUGAGGUGCAGGGAGAAAACACUCCCCCAACAGACGAGUUCUACAACAGGAUUGGUCCAAGGCGGGAUAGAGGAGACGGUGGCUGGGAGGAGCAAAUUGGGAAGAGUGGAGGCCGGGGUAAGAAGGGUAAGAGCAGGAAGAAGCUUCCAGAGGAGUGGGGAGUGACGGCAGAACCAUUCGUCCCUUCGGCUGCAGCAACCUCUCAAAUCACAGAGGAGGUUUUGAUGGAUGUGGGGAGUUCUGUUCAGGAAAAAAUGGAGGCCUCGCUUGCAGACAUGGACGCCAGCCAGAGCCCCUGGAAAAAGGAGGUCUACACCGAAGAAGGCCUGGUCCCUUCACCCCUGUCCCAGGACCUAUUCUCCCCAACAGCUGCUUCCAUCAACCCACUGGUCCUGAACAGCGAGCUGAAAGCCACAGCAGCUCCGUUCACCAUGCCCUCCACCACCAACAGUGCAACAAUAAGCCCUUUCCCCAUGGCUCCUAGCCCUGGUGAUCCAUUUGACCUCCUGAUGGAUACUGAAAAUGCAAGCUUAGGCAACAGCAGCCAGGUCUUUUCACCCAGUGGUGACAUGGUCGACAGCGGUAUGUUUGACAACACAAGUUCCCUCCAAGGGUCUUGUGUGCGUGGCAUGCCUGAGGGAGACACCUCUGCUUUCAGCCCCGCCUCCCAGCCAAGCCCAGGCCUUUCCCCAAAAGGCGAGGUGUUAGCCUCAGCCCCACCUCUCUCACCCUCAGAUGCUUCAUGGCUCCUAAACGACUCCAACAUGAGCAGCAACAGCGAGCUAUUUGACUUCAGCGACAUGAGCGCUUCAGGUCAUCCUGUAACCCUAGGGCUGUCCUUUGACACUCCUAGCCCAGCCCCUCUCCGCUCCCCCAAAACCACAGCGCAGGAAUUUCAGCCCAAAGAGCACAAAGAUGCUAAAUCAGGCCAGAAGCAACCCAAGAAGUCUCGUUCUUCAUCUUCCUCCUCCUCUGCAAAGAGUCCCACCUCACCAGGUACAAAGAAUUUCCCUCCAGAAGCAGCCCCAGACAUCAGCCCCUCCUCCCCUCAAGCGGCAAGCCCAGGAUCUGGUCUUAACCCUACAGCUAAGCCCUUCUUUCCCAGCUUUGCUGAUUCCAUGGAAGAACCAGCCGUGGUCCCUCCAGUUCCCCCCAUCAUCGAAGUAAAAUCCGACAAGAUGGACAAGGCAGAGAAGAAGGAGGAGAAGCCGGAGGACAACGUGAAGAACCUGGACAUGUUUGACCCUCUGUUUGAUAGAGCUGAGCAGAAGGGCGUAAAAGUGGAAUACGCAAUCAGUGAGACUUCAGCCAAGGUGGAGAAGCAGAUUGAGAUGGAGAAAGAAAAACAGACGGAGACACAGAAAGAGAAGGAUAAGGAGGCAGAGAGGGAGAAGGAGAAAGAGGCAGAGAGGGAGAAAGAGAAGGAGAAAGAGAUGAAGGAUGCAGGAAAAGUUAUAGCGGAGAAAGAGACCAACAAAGUGAAGGUGACGGAGCAACAGACAGAAAAGGUGCCGGAAAAGAAGGAGACAGAAAAAGAGAAAGAGAAAGUUGAGUCACUUCAGCAGAAGGAGGAAAAAGAGGAUAAAAUGAACAAGGUAGAAGAAUCACAGGAUAAAUUGGCAAAUAAAGAGAAAGUAGAAAAAGUGGAGACGACUGAAGUAGAGAGCAAAGUGAAGAUAACAGAGGAUUUAGGAAAAGUGGAAAAAAAUGAAAAGUCCACAGUGCAAAACAAAACGGAGAACACUGAGAAGCUUGAGAAAACAGAGAUGAAGGAUGACAAAGAGCAGCACACGGACAAAGCAGAGAAGACUCCAGAGCAACAGCCGACACCCGUCAAGCUAGAUACCACUUCUGACGUGCUGGAGAAGAAGACCGAGACGGAGACAAAGAGAACACCAGAGGUGGAGGACUCCAAGAAAGAGAAGGUGGACGCCGACAAAGUCAAGGUGAUGGAGAAAGAUGACGAGGCGGAAAAAGAGCCCAAGAAGCCGGUGGAGAAACCAACGCCGAAGAGCGAUAAGGAAGAGAAGCAGGACAAAGCGCAGGCCAAUAAAAAGAUCGUGGAGAAAAAGGAUGACAAGAAGGAUAAGGUUGCAAAAGCCGACGGAGGAGAGAAGGCCAAGAAAGCAAAACCUGCAACCAAUGGAAGCAGUGCACCGCUGAGCAGGGACCUGGCAAGCCCAGACAAGAAGACAAAGCCUGUUGCCGGGGCGACCAAACCAAGCGCUGCUCCUAAAACACGUCUGAGUACCAUAGCUCCUGGUGGCUCGGUCACAGCUCCCACUAGGCGCCCCACAUCCUCCACCACCACCUCCAUCUCAGACAAAAAAACAACCACAGCCAAGGCACCAUCCACAGCCGCUGCUGGUCCAAAGCGACCCUCCACCAUUUCCACCAGCCGCCCUGCAUCCUCCACCACUUCUACCAGCCGCCCUGCAUCCUCCACCACUUCUACCAGCCGCCCUGCAUCCUCCACCACCACCACCACCACUGCACGUGAUGUCAGACCCAAGACAACCACGGAGAGGCGCCCCCUUGUGGCAAAGGCCAGCACCUCCACCUCAGCAGGCUCAAUCUCUGCCACCAAAAAUGGAACUGCAUCAACAGCAGCCAGUAAAACUGCUGCAUCAGUGCGCACAUCGGCGUCUACCCGCACCGCUACCACCACCACAGCCAGAAGGCCUCUGGCCCUGAAGACAGACAGCAAACCGGGGGAGGAGAAGAAGCCCGGCGCUCUGAGGACUUCUACAGACUCUACCAAACCCAAGACCACCACCACCACCCGCAGCACCGCUUCCACCACCUCUGCCUCUCGCCCCCGAACCGCAGCAGCCAAACCGGCCACGCCCUCCUCUUCCACCACCGGCACAGAGAAGAAGCCCACAGUUCCCCGCAUCCCUCGGACCACUUCCUCAACCACCACCACCACCACAGCCUCUAGGAUCUCGGCUCGCCCCAGCACAGCACCGGCCCCCGACAUCCGCAACGCCCGCUCCAAGAUCGGCUCCACGGACAACAUGAAGCACCAGCCUGGAGGAGGGAAGGUGUCAUCAGCCUCUCUGAGCAGGGGCGUCGCCUCCAAAGAAACCAGCCAGGGCAAAGUGCAGAUACUCAACAAGAAGGUGGACCUAAGUAAGGUGACAUCAAAGUGUGGCUCCAAGGACAACAUCAAGCACAAGCCUGGCGGUGGCGUCGUAAAGAUCGAGUCCCACAAAGUGAGCUUCAGGGAAAAGGCUCAGUCCAAAGUGGGCUCCAUGGACAACUUGAGCCAUUCACCUGGUGGAGGAGGAGACAACAAGGCUGAGGGGGCCCAGGAGACCACAGAGGGGAGCGGGACCCCCCUGAGUGGCACCGCGGCCUCUGCCCCGGGCUCUGACCCGGGGCAGGCAGGGAGCCCUGCCACCCAGGAGAACGGGUUGAAGGAGGGGGCUCCCUGCGAUAGUGAGGGCCUCCGGGAGCCCCAGGCCCUGGAUUCUCGCAUCCCAGAGACAAAUUGAGUGUUUCAAGCUCAACUUCCGCGAGAACGCUCGCUCUCGCACGGACCACGGCGCCGACAUCAUCCCCUGGCCGCCCCCAGGACGACGACGACAACAACAGACCCUGCCCACACGGCUCAUCCCAUUCUCUGCACCAAAACCACCACCACCACCUGCCGGCUCCCCGUCAUGUCUCCCUCAACGAAUUGUUGGCUCCUGCAGGCCCCGUCGGCUCCCCCUCGGCCCCCUCCUUGGUGCAUCUUCAGGGGGGUUCAGGGGGACAACAUCAGCUCCAUAAAGGGAUCCCCACCUUUCUGCUAAUCGAGCCCUGAGAACCCCUUUCAUCUUAAAUCUGUCGUCGCACAUUUUUGAACUUGCCGUUCUAGUAUAGACUUCAUGUUAUCAUGCCUCCUCUGUCACAUCAUCAUCAUGCGCUAUAGCAACCCCCCCCCAAACCCUAUGUUUCGCUGAAGUGACUGUAUAGACUAAGCUUGGGCCUUUGGUGGGAAUCUACAUGGAGUGAAAUGUUUUUCUCACAUAUUUGAUUGCGUCUUCUCCGAGCCGGCUGACCUGGAAUCAGUGGGUUUCCCCUCGGAUCCUCUGGUUGCGUACACUGACCCCCCUUCACCAUCUCACCUCCCACACACACAAUAAGCAGCAAUCCCAGCGUGGAACCCCUCUCAGACUCCCCCAUGGCUUCUGUCAAUGCGUAGCUUCUCUUUUUCCUCAUGACUCUAGGGGCCGCUUAUUUCCCGGUGACCGCUUCGCCUCCGCUUCAGUGACAUCACAGUAAUUCAUCGUGCAUCUCAUCCGCUUCACCGCCCUCACUAUCACUCACUAUAAACAAGCUGACAAACACAAAAAAAGCUAGUCAACAAGUAGGCUGUUUGAACCAUUUUAGGCUGUUUAACUCUUUAUUCUCUGUGUUUGUGAUGGUGUGUUUGAGUGACAAAAAAUUGUGUAAAAAUGAGCUUUGGUGUUCAGUUCGGAUCUUAUUUCUGUCUCUCUCGAGUGUUCUUCCUUUGUCCCUCCUAGUUUCUUUAUUUUUAAAGCUAGGUUUUCUUUAUUUAUUGUACGUUUCUUCCUGCGCGAGCAAUACAGCGGGUGGUCUUUUAUCUCCGGCAGCACUCAGAAAACCUUGGAAUCACGCACAGGUUCUUAUUUUAAAAACCUAGACACACAGCGAAGAUAUUCACAGGGAGGGAGAAAUUGAGAGGGAAGGUGUUGCUAUAAGGGAUGAAAAAGAAGCGUUCAAGGCUAAACACUUGUUGGAACCUGAAGGUUUUUUGAAAUGCAAUAGAGGAAGUUUGCCACAGUAGAGAAGCUUUAACUGAGCAUGCAGUCCAGAGGGAGAUGAGGAAGAUGUCUGAACGUCUCCGAAGUCGAACCAGCUGUGUGUCUCUAAUGUGCCUCCCGUUCCUCCUUACCUGAAAACCUCAGUAAACGAGGACCACGCAGGCUCACGCCUAAAACCGCUCGGGCAAAGUGAAAAUCAUCGUUUAAAUAAAGGAGUUGAAACGUUAGGGGGCAACCUGGUAUGCUGCUAAAUCUGGCUUUCCUGACAGUUGCGUAGUCACGGUUGCCGUCCCAUUUCAGGUGUUUCUUUAAGGGUUAUGGUAGCAUGUUGUUUGGCAGAAGCUAAAUACAAAAACAUCUGUAAUAUGUGUGUUUCUAACACUUGAUUAUUGUUGGAGUAUUAGCAGUGGAACAUGAUGUGGCUUUAUACUCUUCUCUUGUAGCAAUGUAUUCAACGGUUGCCUCCAAUUGCCUUUAUAAUGCAUGGCCAGAUUAUAUGAUAUCACACCCAUAGCUGAGAGCCUUUGUGCAUUAUAACUCUAAGUGUUGUGGUUUGGUACCAUAUAUAUACAUCACUGGGCAAUCCUAGAUGGUCGAUGUGUCGUUACGCAAAGUGAGACUUUUACCUCCGACGGACAGGAGGUGCUGGUUUCUGAUGGUUCUUGCUGCACCUCAUUAAUUCUACUCCUUCGAGCUAGCUGCAGAUUUGUAUAGAGUGGCUCAAACAUACAAAAAUAGAUGAUAAAAUAGUCUUUUUAGUAGUAUUUUAUUUAGUAAAUUUAUUCUGCUCCUCGUUAACUUUUUAGCAAUCACUGCAUCGCUUCCUCGCUCAGUUUUAAGUAUAGUGUUGUAAUAAGGGCAGGGUAUCAUCUGGAAAUUUCUCAAUAUCAAUAUUGCUACGAAAGCCAAAACAGUUUUAAGGACAUCUUUAACAUGCAUAGUUUUUUUUUUGUGGUGGCUGCUUUGAAUUCAAUUCGAUUUUUAUCUUUUAUAGCCCAAUUACACGAAUCACAUAUUUGCCUCAGAGGGCUUUACAAUCUGAACCGCAUACAUCUACUGUUCUUGUAUGCAGUAGAUGUAUGCCCCCCCCCCACACACACACACAAAAUAAAAAACCUUUAUCAAGGAAAAAUAAGGGAAGAGAAACCCAAAUAAGCUGUAAAGAUAAAAUAGUCUGCUUAUAACCUUAUAAGGUUAUAAAGUAACAUUACCAUUUAUUUGGCGGUGUCUCUGUCCACCCUGUGAAUGUAAGUCCAAUAGUCCCUCUCAUCUGGCUUGGUCUACACCAACUCCAGACGGAAAUAUCUGGCUCAUUGUCCGUCUGAUCUUUGGUGCUAGGCAGGGAGCAUACUUUGCCUGAUCAUUUUUGCUGCCUGGAUCAUGUGUUAAUGACAGAGAUGUGAGACUGAACCAAAAACAGGGAAGUUACGUCCUGUAAAACCAAAACAAUGAGCUGAAAGACAGUAAAAUGUUCUGUUGACCUGAGGGGAACAACUCUCUGUUGUUUCAUCGCUAUGAGCAACACUUUUCAGAUCACACAUAGACAUUGCUUCCUCUAACAGUAGGAAACAAAGUUCUCAAAUGUUCUCUAAACAUGGGCAGCCAUACAAGACGUUACCUAAGUAGAACACAGUUCUAAAAUCAGAAAUUAUUAAAAAAAAGAAAAAUAUAUGUAAAGAAGGCUAUGAAUAUGACCAUGAGCAUUUAACGGCAACUUUUAGUUCGGCUUUUUCAUACCCUGUGCUUUGGACGCAUUUCAUUAAAUACAAAUAAAGUAUCAAACUUUAAUAACCAGUGGUAGUUAUAACGCAUAUCUAGUAUUACAGGAAUAAAUGACUUCCAGGUUUGGUUGGGUUUCAUAUAGAACUUCUUAAUUACAAUUCUUUUGAGUGUUGAAAAGCAAGUGAGGUAAUGGCAAGCACCUUAACAUAAAUUUGUUUUUUUAAAUUCAGUUUUAAAACCAAAGCUCCAUGGACCGCCCCCUACAGAUGACCCUAAACACUCCUGAGCUUUCCUGCUAAAAAUACAUUGACGCUCUGGUAAUGAUUCUUAAAGAAGCUUUGAAGUAACUUAAUUGCACCUUAGUGCUUUAAUGAAUCAAGGAGGGCUGACUGUGAUGGAGUGGUGCUAUUUAAUUAAACCUUAACUCACUCCUCUUUGAACAGGUGAUCCCAAGUAGCUUAAUUGUGAAUGAGACUUGGUGUGAUGACAUGAAUAGAGCAAUAAACUGAAUGACAGUGCCCUCAUUACUAUUCAUCAUGAAACAGUUGGAUUCAGAUUUAGGUUUUUGUUUUUUCAUAUUGGAAUCUUUAAAAAUUUUAUAUAAAACAAAGCCUUUUAAGAAAGAUCCAUUUUUUCCCCCCAACAAAUUAGGCAAUAACUUCAUGUCUUCUGAAAGUGGGAAUGUUAGAGUUCCUUUUCUGCCAGUUGAGGAUCAAGUGUUGCAAAAAGUGCAGCUGUCAUCAAAUAGUGUAAUCGCUUUGUUUGUACCACGGCUGUCCCAUAGCUACAUUUUUCCCCGUGCCUGUCCACGACAAAGUUUUAGCUUCGCUCCUACCCCAGACUUCUUACUCACCACUACUUAUGAGAUUGCACGGAUGUAUAUAGAUAUUUUAUUGUCGAUGCACUCUUUAUGGCCCUAGAGAUGAACAAAAGACAGUACUGCAGCAGCAUCAGUUGGGGUUCGGUGGGUGGGGUUUAUGCUCAGAACAGCUUUUAUGUCCACACACCUUUAAUGGUUCUAACUGGGAGGAGGCGUUUUUAUUACGAUUAUUAUUCUGAUUAUUAGUAUGACAAAUUUGAAAAAGACUGCCUUUUUCAUUCGAAAGGGGCCACUGUGGUGGAAGAAUGUCUUUUGAGAUAUAUUGUACUAAAGACGCAACACUUUUGUAUAUGUAUUUAUCGUUGUGUUCCCGUCGCCUCGUGGUGUCGUGAUCUCACGGUUGGACAGACGAUACUUUCGAUUUGCUGCAAAAACCGUGUCCGGGAUUUAAACCCUUAUACAACUCUUAGAAAUUAUUUUUUAAAUCUGAUUUCAUUUUAAAGCCCUGUAACGGCAGCUCAGUUUAGAACUGGCAAAGUAGAGCUUAAUUAAUUCACAUUGUUAAGCCCAGUCUUAAGAGAUGAGAAUAAUGUAUGGACUAGCUGAUUAUCUACUCAUUCAGGAAACAGUGACCUCUGCAGUUUCAUUAUAGAGAACCGAGCAGACUGCAGCUAAGCACCUGUGACACAUGACACUGUAUAUCACAGUGGGCAAAGGGAAUUUCUUGUUCAAGCAGGCACUCAAGUGUAGAGCUCAGUGUGUAUGCUUGUUAAUUUGGGAGUACUGCAUAUCAAACAUGUUGGCCGCUACAUACAAAGCAGCAACCUGCCCUGGAGAGUCACACACACCGACACCCUAACACAUCCUUGUGUGAGGUUAACUAACCAUAGUAGUCAGGUUUGGCUUGUGUAAUAAAUGCUCCUCACUAUUCUACCCCUUGUAGAGCUUCAUCUACCGCCACUGCACUCAUGCAAGAGUUACACUAACUAACAUCACCUACCGUACCUGCAGAGCAUGCUGAAAAACAACAACGGGAUGUGUUAGGUAGACUUACUAUGUCAUUUGCAGAACCUCAUUGUUUGUUUUUUUUGUGCUGUUAUUUUCUUCAUUAAUUUGAAUUUUAUUUUUUUGGUUUGGAAAAAAAGUGUUUAUUGUGAUUACUUGUUAAUUAGUGAUGUGAUUAUUGAACAUGAAAUAAAAAUGAACUAAAAACUCUCA